This is a messenger RNA of Scatophagus argus, 748 nucleotides long. RefSeq names its product luteinizing hormone subunit beta (gene lhb). NCBI's taxonomy places the organism in Eukaryota, Metazoa, Chordata, Actinopteri, Scatophagidae. The transcript is spliced from 4 exons. Gene Ontology annotation, cellular component: cytoplasm; extracellular region. The coding region runs from base 228 to 665 and encodes 145 amino acids. The record is from RefSeq and is a predicted model, not a curated record. Gene Ontology annotation, biological process: G protein-coupled receptor signaling pathway; ovulation. Gene Ontology annotation, molecular function: hormone activity.
CCUUGGCAAACAGAGGUCAAAACUGCUCCACCUGUUAACAAAAACAGGUAACCAGGGACAACAUCCAAUGAGAGCGAGGCUCCUCUGUGCUCUAUAUAGACUGAACAGCGCAGCCGGACUGAGCAAACUGCCUGCAGGCUGCAGACAGGACUGUUCAAAACACACCCACUAGCUGGCACACCUGACAAUCAACAGAACAACUAAGUAAAUUAUUGACUGACUUCAGGAUGAUGGCUGCACAGGUCAGCAGAGCGACGUUCCCCUUGAUACUGUUUCUGGAAUUCACAGCGGCCUUCCAGCUGCCGCCAUGCCAGCUCGUCAACCACACGGUGUCUCUGGAGAAGGAGGGCUGUCCCAAGUGUCACCCGGUGGAAACAACCAUCUGCAGUGGGCACUGCCUCACCAAGGAUCCUGUCAUUAAGAUACCGUUCAGCAACGUUUACCAGCACGUCUGCACGUACCGGGACUUGUACUACAAGACAUUUGAGCUUCCCGACUGUCCACCCGGCGUGGACCCGACGGUCACCUACCCCGUGGCUCUGAGCUGCCACUGCGGCCGCUGCGCCAUGGACACAUCCGACUGCACCUUCGAGAGCCUGCACCCAGACUUCUGCAUGAAUGACAUACCUUUCUACUACCCGUCUGAAGGGAUGUCUCUGUACUAAAGCACACGACACGUACAAAAACUGUGCUGACUUCAAAUGUUGUAAAUAAAGAUUGUUGCAUUUACAAGUGCAAGAGAAUCACG